Austrofundulus limnaeus is the source of this 4078-nucleotide messenger RNA. RefSeq names its product tau tubulin kinase 2b (gene ttbk2b). The transcript has 15 exons. Bases 267 to 3176 code for a protein of 969 amino acids. Gene Ontology annotation, biological process: protein phosphorylation. Gene Ontology annotation, molecular function: protein kinase activity; ATP binding. NCBI's taxonomy places the organism in Eukaryota, Metazoa, Chordata, Actinopteri, Cyprinodontiformes, Rivulidae. The record is from RefSeq and is a predicted model, not a curated record.
CACGAGCACAGGCAUCGUUCCCUAUCCGCAGCGGCGGCCGAGCCGCUUGCUGGCUAACUGUGUAGCUAAUCCCACCUAUGUUCCACCACCACCACCACUCUUACACUCCUUCAACGAUCAGCCGCUGAAGAUGAGCAGCGUGGCUCCGAGCGAACUGGGAGGAUGGAGGCAAUUUUACAAACUAACUCGUAUCACGAAGGUGUAGCGAAGCGAGUGAGGAACUUGUGACACUGAUGCCAGGUGGAGGCUGAAGCUGAGGACUCAGGAUGAGUGGAGCUGCAGAGCACACAGACAUCCUGUCAGUGGGAGAUGUGGUCAGGGACAGGUGGAAAGUGAUAAGGAAGAUAGGUGGAGGAGGAUUUGGGGAGAUCUACGAGGUCCUGGACCAGCUGAGCCAGGCCACCGUCGCCUUAAAAGUCGAGUCCGCUCAGCAACCCAAACAAGUGCUGAAGAUGGAGGUGGCUGUGCUGAAGAAGCUUCAGGGAAAAGACCACGUGUGUCGCUUUGUGGGCUGUGGCCGGAACGAUCGCUUCAACUAUGUGGUGAUGGAACUUCAGGGGAGGAAUCUGGCUGAUCUGCGCAGAACGAUGACCCGCGGCACCUUUUCGGUCUCCACAACUUUGAGACUUGGGAAGCAGAUUCUCGAGGCCAUUGAAAGCAUCCACUCUGUCGGCUUUCUGCACCGCGAUAUUAAGCCAUCCAACUUUGCCAUGGGGAGACUUGCCAGUACCUGCAGAUGCUGCUACAUGCUCGAUUUUGGUUUGGCUCGUCAGUUUACCAACUCCAACCAAGACGUCCGUCCUCCUCGUCCUGUAGCUGGUUUCAGAGGAACUGUGCGUUACGCUUCAAUCAAUGCCCACAAGAACAAGGAAAUGGGUCGUCACGAUGACCUGUGGUCUCUUUUCUACAUGCUGGUUGAGUUUAUGGUCGGACAGCUUCCCUGGAGGAAGAUUAAAGACAAAGAACAAGUUGGAAACCUAAAAGAAACGUACGACCACCGACUCAUGCUGAAGCACCUUCCUUCCGAGUUCAGCGCUUUUCUGGAUCACAUCCUGACCCUGGACUACUUCACUAAGCCUGACUAUCAGCUCCUGAUGUCAGUGUUUGAGAAGGCCAUGAAGAGCCACAACGUGCUGGAGAACGACCCCUAUGACUGGGAGAAAUGUGAUUCAGAGGAUCUGCUGACCAUCACUGCCGCAGCCAACACUGCUCAGCAGCUCACUCGCCUCACCCCAGCUUACCUCGGCAUGGCCAACGCUUCAGUGUUGCCAGGCGAGCUGCAGCGGGAAAACACCGAGGAUGUCUUUCAAGGGGAGCGCCUCAGCGACGCCGACAACUGCCCCCCCAUCCCCACCCCAACCGCCCCUGGCGGAGACGUGUGGGAAGAGAUGGACCGCAAUCGGAACCAUAAACACGCUCAGCCGAUGCUCAGAAAGGUUGGAGAGGUCGUGAGUGAGGAUGAACACAGUCAGAACCAGGGGAACCACAGCCCCAACACUGGCUCGAUGCAGAGUUCACCGAGACGAGUGCGAUCAGAGACCAUGUUCUUAGACCGGGCUGCACCUCUGCUCCGCAGGAUCAGACACAGCCAGAGUUUGGCUUUUGAAAAGAGGCUCGCACCUGAACCGAAGCCCACCAUCGAACGUUUCCUCGAGGCGUACCUAGGCAAACAGCGUCCCGUCCUUUGUCACGUCGAGGAGACGCCCAUACCUGAGAAGGGAAACGAGCAGCAGAUGCCUUCCUGCAAUGAGGAGCAAUCCGGCACAGCAACUCCUGACCCGGAAGACGGCGCGGGGAGCAGCGGCUUCGUGGCGGUGAACUUCAGCCCCGUGCCUCAGGAAGCCAGCUCUCAGGAGUGGGUGAUGCUGGAGCUGGAGCAGGCCAGCGGCUCUGGAGGAAGCAAGCCUCCGACAGACGCUCAGCACGAGAGCAGGCCGGGAGGCCGCGGUGCCGCCGACACCGACAAUCACUCCUCUGAGCCGCAGGACGGCCCGACCGGUCCCGCUGUGCCCAGCAGCCCUGUCCUGUCGCAGACGGCCGUGCCCGGCACGUGGUUACUGGGCCACCGGAGGCUGCCGGGGAUGCUGGGACAAAUGCCUUCAGUCAUGAUGGGAAGAUCGCAGAUGGAGCAGUCCUCCAGCUGUGAGCUACAGUCACCUGUGCAGAAGAGCAGUGCAGCUCCACCUGAGGAAUCAUCCUGUAAAUUAGAAGAACUUGCAGAGGAAAGCUUAAAAAAUGGAGGGAAAUUGGACUCGGCGCCAGUGUUAAACCCUGCCAAAGGCCCCACGUCUCAUCUGACCAAUGACAGAGACCCGGAGAGCGAUUCUGGUUUACCAGACCGCUCCUCAGAACCCAAUCAGCAUCCUCAAGCGGACACGGCGGGCGGCGCCGUGGAGAGCACAGUCACGGUGUCCUCAUCUCCGCCUCCAGCUCUGCUCAGGCGACGAGACUCCCCCUUGUCCCCGAGACUGAGUCGAAUCCCCGUGCGAGAUCCCGGCAACCCGCUGGACUCUCCGAGCCGGGACCCUGCCGCGGAUCGCCGUCACCGCUGGAGCAGCCCCGCCCCCGGCUCGCCCACGCACUCCCCGUCUCCGUCUCUGUCCUGCGACAACCUGCCCUGCGCCCUGCCCAGAGACAGGCUGUCCUCGGAGCGGGGCUCCAGGUCCGACUGCGCAGGAGAAGACCCUCUGUCCCUGUCGUCCUCAUCGGGGAGCAGGAGUAAAAUCCCCCGCCCUGUGAGCACCAGCUUCCUGCCGGAGCAGCUGCCCAGCAGGUUUCUGCCUCGACCGCCUCCAGGGAAACCGCCCAUCCGCCCGUGUGUAGACAACAGGCGGCGGCGGUUGCGGGUGCGUGCCAGCAGCACCAGCGACGCCGACUUCCUGGCCAGCCUGACGCAGCUGAUGCAGGACCGCGGCGGGCUGCUCCUCAGCCCCCCUCCUCGCCCCCGCAGCUCCUCCUCCUCCCUCCAGCGCUCCCUGAGCUCCUCCCCGUCCCGACAGGAGGCCCGGGACAACGCAGCGCUGCAGGGGCGCAGCCGCUCGCCUUCCAGCCUCUCCGGCUCCCCUCCUCCUCGGCACCCUCCGCCUCAGUCCAGAACCACAGAACCGGGUCAGUGGAGCUUCGGCUCCAGAGGGAAAGGUCUGCUCCUCGAGGGUAAAGGAAAACUGACUCGAUAGAAAACCUGACUGAUGGCGCAGCUGUGGAGAGGGGCCGCCUCACCGCCAGUCCCUGAUAGCAUGUGUAAAUAUGGUAUUACUCAAAGGGAAUGUACUGUAUGUAAUGUAAAAUGUAUGAUAAGUUGUAUUUAUUAAAUUGAUUUGUUUGAAUGUGGAAUAAUGUUGAGAGACACUAGAGCUUGCCAACAUUUACCUCUCAUUUCAUUCCUCCACUAAAACUCCAUGUAGUCCUAACGAGACCAAAACAAAAUCAAGUGUAAAUCUUGAGGGAUGUAAAAAAAUUGUAAACUGUAGAUAUUGUACUAUCAGGAAAAUGGUAAACACUAACUAUGAAAUCUUGUAUUUAAUCGAAAAACACUAUAUAUUAGUAAAGAAGUUGUAAACAAAAAACAUUCAUGUAUAAAGUCGAAGCAUGCAUCCCAUAUCUGUUAAUUUAAUGAUGUGAUAUUUAACGAGCUGCUCAUUUCAACAUGUUAGUGUCGCUGUGUGCUUUUACUUUACUAGAAAAAUCGUUGCCACUAUCAGCAUAUUAGAAUGUACAUUUUAAGUGCACUCAUAUUUAACUGUUGUAGGCAUGCAUGGAUAGUCUUGCUGUUGUUUAUUUUUUUAUUUCUUUUUUUUGUAUGUUCAGCUGAAGCAUCUGUAUGCAUUUUUAAUUGAGCUGCUUACGAUCAAAAUACAUCACAACGUAGACCAGCGAUGACUUGCAUUUUUAUUGUCUCUCGGAAAAAGCAGGGCGAGUGUCGGAUUGAUCUGAUUCUGGACGGUUCCCUCUGUGACAGACGCAGCAAGAAACGCUGCUGACGGAGCAGGGGACUGAACGUCAGAGAAAGACGCCGUUUAACUGGAAAACGUGGGAUCAGAGCAACUAAAUCUGUUUCAAUAAAAGCAGAUGAACGAUC